ACCGGAGUUCCGCUGUGGCGACCCCUAACCGGGAAAAGUCGAAAGAAGAAGAAGAACAAAAACCUUCUUGAAGGUACCACUGAUGUAGAUGCUAUGGAAAUACCAGCUGAGUUGGAUACUAGCACCAAGGCAGCAUCUUGUGUGAGCAACAACAAUUGCAAUGAUGAAGACGAUGAAUUUAAAAUCUGUGUUGUGUGUGGAGAUAAAGCUACAGGAUUCCAUUUCCAUGCAAUGACAUGUGAAGGGUGUAAAGGAUUCUUCAGGAGGACAGUAAAGAUGGACCUUCAAUUCACUUGUCCAUUCACUAGCACAUGUGCUAUCACUAAAAAGAAUCGCCGUCACUGCCAGGCUUGUCGAUUUCAGAAGUGUCUGCAGAUGGGCAUGCGAAGUAAUUUGAUUAUGUCAGAUGAAGCAGUGACUGCGAGGAGGGAGCGUAUCAAAGAGCGGAAGGAGAAUCAGAUGCUGCAGGAUGUGGAGACUGAGAGGAUGACCUUAACACCACAGCAGCAGGAGAGAAUCGACUGUUUGGUCAAAGCGCAUCAAACCUGUUUCAUCUCAAACUUCCCAAAGUUUGCAAUACUAAGGGAUGCACCCCAACAAAUAGAAGCUUUCUGCAGCCCCAGUUACCUGCAACCUCUGUCAGAUGUAUGCUCUGCAGACCCUGGACAAUGGAGACACAUGUCAUACCUGGAUGGGCAGCACUCUGUAUCAUCCUCUGUAAUCACGCAAAUGGCUGAACUCGGUACUUUUAUGGCCAGACAAGUGAUCAAUUUUGCAAAGGAAAUCCCGGAAUUUCGGUUACUGCUCAUCGAAGACCAGAUCACUCUUCUAAAAGGGUCUGCCUUUGAAGUGAGUCAGAUAGUGGCAAACAUGACGUUCAAUACCCAGACCUGCAUGUGGGACUAUGGUAAUGACCAGUUUGGCAUUAAGGAUGCAUUUGAUGUUGGAUGCCAUUUGUGGUUCAUCGAGCCAGUCAUUAAGUUCCACAAGAACCUGCGAACCCUGGAACUUUCUGUAGCUGAGUAUGCCCUGAUGGCAGCUCUCGCCAUCUUUGCCCCAGAUCGUCCAGGGCUGACAAACCGAGACAAUAUUGAUCAGGUCCAAGAGGAAAUGGCUGCCAUACUCAAAGGCUACAUCAAUAACACUCGCUCAGCUAGAGACAGUAGGAUGCUUUUUCCGAAGCUACUAUCAUUCCUGCCAGAACUUCGGAGUCUGAGUGAAAUACAUGGCAAGCAAAUUCUGCUAAUCCAGCAAGAGUUCUGGACGCCUCUUUUGAAAGAGAUUUUCAGUUAAUCUGAAAAAUAAAUUAAACUAUGCACAUGUUACACUUGUCGCAAGAGCUGUAUUAUUAUGAUUUAUAUGCAGAUUUGCAUAUACAAUAACCAAAUAAAUGAAAUUAUCUGCAAA
Messenger RNA from Protopterus annectens (West African lungfish), 1407 nucleotides. RefSeq names its product nuclear receptor subfamily 1 group I member 3-like. The record is from RefSeq and is a predicted model, not a curated record. Lineage: Eukaryota; Metazoa; Chordata; Ceratodontiformes; Protopteridae. The transcript is spliced from 9 exons. Gene Ontology annotation, molecular function: zinc ion binding; nuclear receptor activity; RNA polymerase II cis-regulatory region sequence-specific DNA binding. The coding region runs from base 94 to 1293 and encodes 399 amino acids. Gene Ontology annotation, biological process: negative regulation of transcription by RNA polymerase II; cell differentiation; positive regulation of transcription by RNA polymerase II.